AAAAAAACAUAACUUACCCUGGCAAGCCAACCACACUGUUGUGCACUGCUUGUUUUUGACUAUCCAUGCUCUGUCUUGUCCAGCUGUUUUACAUUUUUUGGUGGAAACUUUUCAUUUACCAGGUUUGUGUUUGAAAUCCACCCUAGAGGAUCAGAGGAGAAGUAGCGGGUGGAAGACCGCCGAUUUACGGACUGUCCGUACCUGUACUGAAACCGGACAGUCAUGGGAGCUGUUUCGGGGACAUCUUCCUUCGCGAGCUGGGUGUCGUGCCUAUGCAGUGGUGGAACAUGUCUUAUGUGCAGCUGUUGUCCAAGCAGCAGGAACUCCACUGUGACCAGGAUCAUUUACACCUCCAUCCUGCUGCUGGGGACCAUUGUCGCCUGCAUCAUGCUGUCGCCGGGUGUGGACAAGCAGCUCAAAAGGAUCCCAGGUUUCUGCAAAGAUGGAGAAGGCUCGUCUAUCCCUGACCUACAGGCUGAUGUCAAGUGUGAGAUGUUUGCGGGCUACCAGGCAGUGUACCGCAUCUGCUUUGGCCUGAGUAUGUGGUUCCUGGGGUUUUUCAUUCUUAUGAUCAACAUCAAGAACAGCAGAGACCCUCGUGCUGCCAUCCACAAUGGGUUUUGGUUCUUUAAGCUGGCUGCCUUGGUGGUGGUUACAGUCGCUGCCUUUUACAUUCCACAUGGACCUUUUACCUACACAUGGUUUGUGGUGGGCCUUGCUGGAGCUUUCAUUUUCAUCCUGAUCCAGUUGGUGCUGCUGGUGGACUUUGCCCACUCCUGGAAUGAGUCCUGGCUGGACAAGAUGGAGGCUGGGAACUCCAGGCGCUGGUAUGCAGCUUUCCUGGCUGUAAUGAUCCUCUGCUACAUCCUGUCAAUUAUUGCCAUUGUGCUGAUGUUCAUCUUCUACACCAAGCCUGAUGGAUGCUCCCUCAACAAGUUCUUCAUCAGCUUCAACAUGCUGUUGUGCAUUGUGGCCUCUAUUGUCUCUGUGCUGUACAAAGUACAGGAGGUUAGGCCAUAUUCAGGUCUUCUGCAGUCCUCCUUCCUCACACUGUACACCAUGUUUCUGACCUGGUCUGCCAUAUCCAACGAGCCUGACAAAGCAUGUAACCGCAGCCUGCUGAGUAUCUUUCAGCAGAUUGCAGCCCCCACACCGGCCCCUCUGAUGAUGGAGAACCAGAUAUUUGUGGUGAUCAAUGGCACAGAGGAACCAAUGCUGACGUCCCCAUCCCUGCAAUGGUGGGAUACCCAGAGCAUUGUGGGACUUGCCAUUUUUGUCCUUUGCAUCCUCUACUCAAGCAUUCGUUCAUCUAGCACCAGCCAGGUGAAUAAGCUGACCAUGUCCUCCAAAGUCAUCCUGGCUGAGGGUGGCAACAGCCCCAACCUAUCAGAGGGGUCAACAGGACCGAGGCAGGUGGAGGACAAUGAGAGGGACAUGGUGCAAUACAGUUACUCCUGCUUCCAUUUCAUGCUGUUUCUGGCCUCGCUCUACAUUAUGAUGACCCUCACCAACUGGUACAGCCCUGACACAGACUACACUCUAACUAGCAAGUGGCCAGCAGUGUGGUUGAAGAUCGCCUCCAGCUGGCUGUGCCUGGCCCUAUACAUCUGGACCCUGGUGGCCCCUUUGAUCCUCACCAACCGAGACUUCAGCUGAUCAAUGACUCAGGCUUUGAGUCUACUUCCACAAACCUCUUCUUUUUUUAUAGAUAUUCAGACCAUAUUGCCUACAUAUUACUGUCCAAAUAUAUUCACAUUUUAUACUUUGACCUGGAGUUUUCUUUUAUUAUUUCUGGUUGUAAAUAAGUAAAAAACUGUGUCUGGUUCAGAGUUGUCAUCACAGCUGCUUCAGUCCAAGUUUUUAAUGUGACCUUAGACCACGCAGUAGCAGUUGCUUAUUAAUUUGACAUCCAUGACAAUCACAUAUUUAAUAUUAAGGCACCUAACACACCAUGAAGACAAGCAUUCCAUAUAUUGUUUAUUUUUUGUUGUACAUUCCAUAGAUACUAUUUUAUUUCUUUAUUUUUUAUAUAAUGCUUAAAAUUUGAAUACCACCAACCAGUAAUGGUAUAAAUAAUGUGGGUUGGUUGCUUUGUGUACAGUAGUAAGCUGAUAUAGUUUGCUGCUAUGCCAUCCAGUGCCUUGUAUCUCUGUAAAAGGUUUGAGAUAUUUAAAUAGGUUGAAUAUACUGAGAGUAUUGUUAAGUACACAAGCAUAGUAAACCACUGCUGGUAAAACCUGACACAUUUCCAUAUAUCAUCUAAAGUUUCUGCCAAGUAUUUAUGGACCAACACAUUCGAUGUGAAGGUGUUUUUAAGAUAUAGCAGUGACUGAACUGCACUGAGUACAAAUCUACUCGUAAUACUGUAUGUGGUUAAAGCUGAACUAGAUGUGGAUUGUAUUGUUUUCUGUUCAUGGCUGUAUGACCCCAAACAGUGUGGGAUGGCUUUAAUAUUGGGGUGGCUGUGGCUCAUGAGGUAGGGCAGUUGUCUCCUGACCAGCAAGUUGGUGGUUUGACUC
Messenger RNA from Monopterus albus (swamp eel), 2519 nucleotides. It is a transcript of the gene serinc3, whose product is annotated as serine incorporator 3. The record is from RefSeq and is a predicted model, not a curated record. NCBI's taxonomy places the organism in Eukaryota, Metazoa, Chordata, Actinopteri, Synbranchiformes, Synbranchidae. The transcript is spliced from 10 exons. The coding region runs from base 223 to 1656 and encodes 477 amino acids. Gene Ontology annotation, cellular component: membrane.